This is a messenger RNA of Myiozetetes cayanensis, 1484 nucleotides long. RefSeq names its product endonuclease G (gene ENDOG). The transcript has 3 exons. Lineage: Eukaryota; Metazoa; Chordata; Aves; Passeriformes; Tyrannidae. Bases 136 to 1041 code for a protein of 301 amino acids. Gene Ontology annotation, cellular component: nucleus; mitochondrial inner membrane. The record is from RefSeq and is a predicted model, not a curated record. Gene Ontology annotation, molecular function: RNA endonuclease activity; nucleic acid binding; single-stranded DNA endonuclease activity. Gene Ontology annotation, biological process: apoptotic DNA fragmentation.
GGGAUCGCGGUGUCCGCGCUGUCCCCGCGCCGUGCGCGCCUGCCUUAAAGCGGCGAUGGCGCCGCCGAUUCGCGGCCUCCCCCGGCGCAGCCUUGGCCGCUUUAAGGGCCGGGGGCGGUCCCCACCGGCACGGCCAUGCUGCGGGCGCGCUGGGCGCUGCCGUUCGCGGUGGGCGCGGGGCUGGGGGCGGCCCUGGCCCCCCGGGACCGCCGGGAUGCCCGCGAUCCGCGGGGCGAGGCGGCCGAGGGGCUGCUGGCCCGCCUGCCCGUGCUGCCCGCCGUGGCCGCGGCCUCGGCCGGCCCGCCGGCCCCGCCGGGCUCGGGGCGCACCGAGCUCAGCAAGUACGGGCUGCCCGGGCUGGCGCAGCUGCGGAGCCGCGAGUCCUACGUGCUGUGCUACGACCCGCGGAGCCGCAGCGCGCUCUGGGUCAUCGAGCAGCUCAACCGCGACACGCUGAGCGGCGCCUCGGACCGCGCCGCCUGCGACUUCCAGGAGGACGACUCGGUGCACGAGUAUCACCGCGCCACCAACGCCGACUACCGCGGCAGCGGCUUCGACCGCGGGCACCUGGCGGCGGCCGCCAACCACAAGUGGAGCCAGAAGGCCAUGCGGGACACGUUCUACCUGAGCAACAUCGCUCCGCAGAAUCCUCACUUAAACCAGAAUGCCUGGAAUAACCUUGAGAAGUACUGCAGGAGCUUGGCAAAGCACAACAGGAAUGUCUACGUCUGCACAGGCCCCCUCUUCCUGCCCAGGAUGGAGGGCGAUGGGAAGAUGUAUGUCAAGUACCAGGUGAUUGGGAAGAACAACGUGGCCGUCCCCACCCACUUCUUCAAGGUGCUCAUCUUGGAAAAGGAGAGCGGGGAGAUCGAGCUGCGCUCGUACGUGAUGCCCAACAGCCCCGUGGAUGAGAAGAUCCCCCUGGAACGGUUCCUGGUCCCCAUCGAGAGCAUCGAGAGAGCCUCGGGGCUGCUCUUUGUCCCAAACAUCCUGAGGAGAACGAGUAACUUGAAAGCCAUCACAGCUGGGAGCAAGAGUUGAACCCUGACUAAGUAAAUCGAGGUAUCCCCGGGAAGGGACUGACAGCAGUGACCCACAGAAUCAGUUCCUUGUGCAAUUUUAAAUGUGGGGGGAAUCAAACUAAUGCUUCUCUCUACCCCUUGUCCUCUUUUGUGGAAGUGAAACGCAAACACAACACACAGCAGGUCUCCAGGGGGGUCCUGCAAAGACUCCUGGGCACCUGACACUGUAGCAGCUCUGUAGACUAGAAUUUGUCCUAACCCACUGCUCCCCUGGAGUUGUGUGAGCUCAUUAAGGCACAGAGGGAAGUUACUAACUUUUGCUGUUUAUCAGGGAAGGAGGGGAAGCAAGAUGGGUGCAGUGGGAGGAGAGGAGGAAUUCCUGCCUUCCUGUGGCCAAAGGAUUGUGUGAUUGUUUUCUUCCAGGAGAUGGUUUUAGCAGUAAAGCUUUGACCACCCACGGUA